UUUGGUGAGCAUCCGGUCCCACAAUGCACCGCGGCUGGCUUGUGGCGCCGUUAGCGACACCGUUAAAUGUCAACAGGGAGACCGGAGAAAGUCCUUCAGUCCAUUCGCGCAGAGACGGUCGUAGACUGAGUCCCGGUUCCGCAGACCUUCGUCUGACCCCCCGUGACCUCUGUUGACCCCGGCAUGGCUCCGCUCAGCUCCGUGCCUGCAGCCGUUAGCCUGCUAGCUCGCUCAUUCAGCGCCUUCUCGUGCUCCAACCCCUUCCUCAGGUCCCUCGCAGCGGCGAAGACUAGCCCGGGGAAAUGCCUGACGUCUCAGGCCAGCGGCCCUCCAAAGAGACCUUUGAACGGAUACAUGAGAUUUGUCAUGCAGCAGAAACCAGCUGUGGUCCAACAAAACCCAGAGAUCAAACCAGUAGACAUCAUCAGGAGGAUCGCCCAGCAGUGGAGAGUAUUGAGUCCCGAGCAGAAGAAGCCUUUUCAGGAGGCCAUGCAGCGGGACAUGCAGAAGUUCAAGCUGGACCUCCAGAAGUACCAGUCCCAGCUGACUCCAGCCCAGCUCCAGCAGCAGGCUGUGGAGAGGAAGCAGAGGAUGUCCAAGCGGAAAGCCAUCCGAAAGAAGAGGGAGCUGACCAGCUUGGGAAAGCCCAAACGCCCUCGCUCUGCCUUCAACAUCUUCAUGUCGGAGCACUUUGAGGAGGCCAGAGGGACCACGACCCCGGCCAAAAUGAAGUCUCUGAUGGAUGACUGGAGGAGUCUGUUCAGCAACCAGAAACAGGUGUACAUGCAGCUCGCCGAAGAUGACAAAAUCCGCUACAAGAACGAGAUGAAGUCCUGGGAGGACCACAUGUUGGAGAUCGGACGAGAAGACCUCCUCCGGGAUCAGACGCUGACAUCGCAGAGAAGAUCUGCUGCUCGAAUAGCAGCAGCCGCCGCCAAGAAGAAAACGAAGGCGACCAAAGCUAAACCGGCCAAGAAGACCGCAGCAACACCAAAGUCAAAAGCCGCUAGCAGAGAGGUGAAAAGCAGCUCUGCAAAAACUGUCCGAAAAGGCUCCACCAAGAAAGUGUGAAGAUGUUGAGGAUUCUCAGGACACUUCAUAUCUGGUGAUCCACAGCUGUCCUAAACUUUUAUUUCCUCUCUUCUUUUGUCAUUUGUAUCCGUCCUGCAGGACAUAGCUAUGUACUCAACAGCUUCAGAGUUAGAAAUAAAGUUUCUCUUUGUCUA
Oryzias melastigma (Indian medaka) is the source of this 1226-nucleotide messenger RNA. RefSeq names its product transcription factor A, mitochondrial (gene tfam). The coding region runs from base 184 to 1071 and encodes 295 amino acids. NCBI's taxonomy places the organism in Eukaryota, Metazoa, Chordata, Actinopteri, Beloniformes, Adrianichthyidae. The record is from RefSeq and is a predicted model, not a curated record. The transcript is spliced from 7 exons. Gene Ontology annotation, molecular function: transcription cis-regulatory region binding.